CUAGUGGCUUUCUUCCAUUGGCCCGGUGCGAUAGACCAGCGGCUCUUUGUGGUGUGUGAAUAUUCUGCCUGUGAGAGACUGAGAUUCAGGACACUCAUUCGCGCAGCAGAGAUGCAAAGAGAUUGGGCACACUGCUCUAAGCAGGGCGAAUCAGCAGUAGACGGAAAAGCUGACUAGCUAAUGCCUCAUUUGCUUAUGCUGCGGGACCAGUGUGAAACAAGAGAGAAAAGAGGAGCAGCGUUCAUUGAGUGAGCAGCACCGUGUGUUCCCAGCACAGAUCAUCAGCAGGCUUCUCGUUUGCAGUCCACUUGAACUGUGUGUGCACUGUGUGCAUGGGAGCUACAGCAGCAUAUGGCGUGUUACUAUAUUGUCAUCAGCUCUACACACCUUAGCAAUGGCCAUUUCAGAAACAUCAAGGGAGUUUUCCGUGGCCCUCUCUGCAAGAAUGGAAACAAGACACUGGAUUAUGCUGAAAAAGAAAAAGCAAUAACUAAAGCUUUGGAGGAUCUGAAGGCUAACUUCUACUGCGAAUUAUGUGACAAACAAUAUUACAAACAUCAGGAGUUUGAUAACCACAUCAACUCUUAUGAUCAUGCUCACAAGCAGAGACUGAAAGAACUGAAGCAGAGGGAGUUUGCCCGGAAUGUUGCUUCCAAGUCAAGAAAAGAUGAAAAGAAACAGGAAAAAGCGCUCAAACGUUUACACGAGCUGGCAGAACUCAGGAAGCAAGUACGCUGUGCCCCAGGGAGUGGUCCCAUGUUCAAGUCUACUACCGUUGCUGUUAAGAAUCCCCCGGGGAAAAAUCAUCCGUGUACCAACCUGGUCACUGAAGGAUCAGACAGUAAAGCGACGGACCCUGAAUGCGGGAUGGCUGGAAACACGUUGGAAACCGGCAGAGGAAAGAACAAGUCGCCGGCAAGCUGCAUGGCUGACGUGCGGAGGGUGGAACUCUGCAAGCUGGGGAAACAGAUCUGUGGACAGAAGGUGGGAUUCUCCUUCUCUUUCCCCAAGAAGGUCCCCAUUAAGCUGGAAUCAUCAGCUGCGGUUUUCUGCGAGAACAGCAAAGAAGGAGCCGGUAAAAAGAAUGCAAUCCUCAAACACAAGAUCAACGCCAAAACUUCCAACAUUCAAACGGGCACCGUGGCAGAGACCGCUGUUGAUUUAGCGAGCAACAAACACCAGCAACAAAACAAUGGCCACAGUACGGUAGAGACCUUGCUUAAAGAGGUACCGCAAGAAUUGGCCAUAAAGGGUUUUGACUAUGGUAUAGGAGAGACUACUAAUCUUUCAUCUUGUGUAUCUCAAGUUCAAUGCAGGAGUAAGCCAAAGCUUCCCAUGUUGGUGUCUGUGCCAUCAAUGAAACAAGAUACACUGCAGAAGGAAGUUAAAGCCACAGAAAAUGCCAUGAUGGAGAACUUCGGUCCUAAUGAAGAUGUAGCUGUGAGCAGCCAAGUGAUAAAUUCACUCCGGGAAAGUGAAGGAAGCACACCAUCUGAUGAAUUAACCCAGAGGGUUCAUGUCACCGGGGAGACCCUCAACAGUUUGCCUGAGAUUGGUUGUUCUGAGAAACAAGUGGCAGAGAUUACUGCAAGAGGCAUGCAAAAUAACCCAUGCUUGUGCAGAAGACCAGAUGUCCCUUUCUUCCCUGUGAUCAGCAAAGAUGACUCAAACGUCCUUCAGUGGCCUUCAGAGAUGUUACACUUUACCAGCACACAACCUUCCAUAACGUUUUGUUGCAACCCCCUCUAUUUUGACUUUAGAUCAUCCAAAUCUAAAGGCUGUGCAGAAGGGAUUAGGUCCAAAGCAAAUGAUUUAGAGACAACCCUGAGUUCACAGAAGGAACCAAGAAGACCUUGUGUCAAUGCUAAAGGGGAUUUUCUCAAUAGCUGUUCCGAUAUGAAACUAAACAUCUCUAGGUUGAAUGCACAAGAUACCAUCUGUAGUAAUGAGACGUACCAUGCUGGUCAAAAAAACGAUCUUGAUGUUUGUAACAAACAAGUGGUUGGGUUAAAGCAUCGCCACAAUGGGACUGAGCAAGAGGCGUCCAUUAGAGAAAUUAUAUCUUACUGCAAGCCUAAAAAAUUUAAAAAGCACAGACGAUCUUCCAGGCACUUGAGACAUAAGCGAAGGAAGCAUAGGACUGCAGGAGGUUUUAAACACUGGAGAGGAGAGGGCAAGCAGAUUCACCUGUGUAAAAAGAUGAAAAGGAGUAAGAUAUCAGGGGAGUGCAGAAGUAGAAAGACAAGUGAGGUGGGUGAAGGUUCCAGUAGUUCAGGGCCGAUUGAAUUGUCUGAUGAAGAACAUGUCAUAGAUAGUGAUGAAUGCAAAGAUGGGCACGGAAAGAUGAGCACAGAAAACUCAGAAGGAAGCCCUGGCCACUUUGAGGAUAAAUUUGAUCAAAGCAAUAAAACCUUGGAGAAACUGGAUGGAUUCUGGAAAAAUAUUGAUUGUGAUGCUCCGAAAAGAAAUACCUUGAAAAAUAAAUGUAUCCAUAGAAUAUGCAACACAAAUAAUGAAGCAGAAAGAAAAAGAGCGGGUAGUGAUGCGGAAUUUGAUGCUUUUCCUAUAGAUAAUGAGACAAAAACUGUUUGCAGACAGCAGAAGACGUGUUCGCUGGCCAGAAAUCCUGCAGGAGACUCAUCAUCUGACACAUGUUUGCAUAAAAGAAGGCAAAGAAGGGCUGGAAAUGGCUACAAUUCUUUCUCAGACGUGGAAUAUUCAGAUCAACUCAGCGAUGAAAGACAUUCUUGCCAGAACCAUUCGAAGAAGAGGCGCUAUGCAUCCUUGAAUGGUGAGGCAGGUAUAAUUUAUCGCAAGCGCUGUCGAUAUAGAUAUUCGUCGUCGCCACAUAAAGAUCACAAACAACGCCUUAACUCGCCACAUAGGAGAUGGAGCCAAGUGGGCAGUUCCAGUGUGGACUUUAACCACAAAAACAGAAAAGAACCUCGCCAAGAAAAGCAACAAUGUCAAGCUAGGCACAAUUUAAAGAGCAACGCCUCAGAAAGAGGAAGCUGUUUAACAUCAGAUGGGCUGCUCCCAUGCUAUCCUUCAUUGCAAGAGAAUACGUGGGGAGUCUCGGCGCCAAAUGACACGGGGAAAGAUAAAAAUAUGAUAAGUGUCCCGCCUUCCAUGACAGUGGAACGUUACACCUCAAUGGUUAAACCAUCAAUGGGAUCCUCUGUGGGAGAUGUCCAUUCAAAGGCAAACAAUCAGCUCCUAGACAGGCCGGUGUCCAAAAUCACAACAUGCGAUAUGCAUGAAGUCGAUGCACAAACAGAAAGUAGGUUUUCAGAAAUGUGGAUUAAUCGCACAGACCCAACAGGGGAUGUUUUACUUCCUAGGCUUUCAUUUGUCCUAGAGGACAGCACAGAGGAGCCUCACAAUGAACAAGCACAUAAUCAGGGUCUGUUGCAGAAAGAUGGGAUUCCUCAGAAGCUGGCUGACCCGUGUGGGGAUAGUGUGAAAGAUAUCAAGGCAUCCCUAAACGAAGUCUUUCUCUGCCGUUAUGAAGCUAUACCCAAGGGAUGUGCAGAGGGAAAGUGGCUUCAAGGUAGCUCAAACAUUCCACACUCCAAUGCCCAGCAGAAGGACGCUAUGUCACUUACUGGCAACAGACCCCAAAAGUCGGAGCAACUGUCCAAACCUUUCUCCCCGCUUUCUCAAACAAUAUCCUUCGCGCCCGAAGAAAUCGAGAAGUACAGGCAACUGCAGAUGCAAGCUCAGCAGCACAUUGAGCAACAGAAGCUGGACAGCAGAGUGAAGGCACCUUCCUCCACUGCAGUAGGUCCCAUGCAGCCUCCCGUCCCUCGCCAGCAGUCUAUGACCACCGCAUCGAUUACCACCAUCCACCGCUCCAUGCUCCAACGCCACCCAGCUACCGCCUCCAUGACCACAGGGUCGUUCAUACAGCCUCACCUGCAGUCCCUCCCACAUAUUCACCCUCUCCCGCCACACUUAACACACAUUUCAUUAGCGCAUGCCCUUUAUCCGGGUGGCCCCCCGACGUUUCUAGCAGCUCCGCAACUUCACAUUAUUCCCGCCUGUGCUCUCCAACCCGACCACUUUGCCCUGCACCCAUUGCCAGCCGCUGCCUUAUUCCCCCCAUUGCUCACCCUCCACACACCUGCUAUUCCUCUCCACCAUUUCCUGAAUUCCACAUUCGCCACCCAAGAUUUUCUGCACCUAACAGGAGCACCCACGUAAACUGCGGGAUGAAAUUACUGUAGCCUGGAAUCCAGGACUGGGUUUUCAUCAAGUCUGUAAAUAAUAAUGGCAUUGCCAAUUUUUGGUUGUGUUUCCAAUAUUUUUUACAAAGUGGUAGAGGAAAUAUAAAUUAUACCUUAUAUGUAAUGUCAUACUAAUCUCUUUCUUGCAUCUUACUGUUAGUAUUGGGAUGUUCCCUCUUUGCUGCAAAACUUGCUAUAAAACUUGAAGUCUACAGAGUAUUUAAUGUUGAUGUGCUGCUGGUAGUGUUUACAGUAAUGUAAAUAAAUAUUCAUAAAUUUAUUCUGAACGUACACACAAACAUUUUCAAAGGUUGAGGAAAGGAUUUACUGCUCCUUCCCCGUGACUAUUUGUUGUGUGUUUUUUUAAUAAAUAAAGUGAAUGCUGUGUAUAUUCA
Messenger RNA from Amblyraja radiata (thorny skate), 4621 nucleotides. RefSeq names its product zinc finger protein 804A (gene znf804a). The record is from RefSeq and is a predicted model, not a curated record. The transcript is spliced from 4 exons. NCBI's taxonomy places the organism in Eukaryota, Metazoa, Chordata, Chondrichthyes, Rajiformes, Rajidae. The coding region runs from base 352 to 4203 and encodes 1283 amino acids. Gene Ontology annotation, cellular component: nucleus.